This is a messenger RNA of Aspergillus aculeatinus CBS 121060, 3333 nucleotides long. Its product is annotated as mitofusin. Gene Ontology annotation, molecular function: GTP binding; GTPase activity. Gene Ontology annotation, cellular component: mitochondrial outer membrane. The record is from RefSeq and is a predicted model, not a curated record. Gene Ontology annotation, biological process: mitochondrial fusion. Bases 250 to 3060 code for a protein of 936 amino acids. NCBI's taxonomy places the organism in Eukaryota, Fungi, Ascomycota, Eurotiomycetes, Eurotiales, Aspergillaceae. The transcript is spliced from 4 exons.
CAUUGCUUGCUUGCUGCUCCUGCUGCUGCUGUUUCUUUGGUGCAUGCAUUAAUUACUCAUAUUAUUUCCAUGUUCCAUUCCUGUUCCAUCCUUUCAUCCUUCCAUCACUAAGCCAAAUCUAAUCUCCCUCGCCUCCCGUGCACGGCAUUUGCUCCCACUCCCACUCCUUCCGCGACUUUUCUGUCCUUCCUUUCAUUCAACUCUUCCAGCACUGGGUUACGCCCACAUGCAAACAACCACCCUUUCGCCAUGAGUCAGGAGUAUUUCCCCGGCCAAGGCGCCUCUUCUUCCUCUUCUUCCGCCGGAUCCUCCUCCAGCCAGCAGCAACCGUCGCCCGAGGACUCCUCCGCCAUGAGCAGUACCCCCUCGUCCUUCCCCAGACCCCCGCCCGCGUAUAUGACCGUCGGAAAUGGUUCGACCUCCGAGAGCGCAACGGCCCUGAUGGCCUCGCUGCAUGAGGAUUCCGGGUACGGUGGCAGCAUUCCCAGUGGGAGCGUGGUCGAUGGUGAUGCUGGAGCUGCGGUUGGUGGCGGAUGGCGAGCGGAUCUGAUGGUCGAUAGCCCGACUCCCAUGCAUGCGCCCUCCCAUCUUGGAGCAUGGAACCCAGCAGCUGAGCACGAGCGCCAGGUCGUCGCGAGCCAUGUGCACCAGUUACUCUAUAACUCGAACCGGACCAAGCUCGGACGCGCUAUUACGCGCACUAUCGAUACGUUGAAGGAACUCCAGGAUAUGAAUCGGCAAUGGCCCGCCCAUUAUCCCUCCGUCCAGAAUGACCUCGAGUCCCCCGACGACAAACCCACCCUGCACAAGGCCCAGUCCUUCUUCGGAGAUGAAGCUCUGGACUCGAUCCCCCGUCCCGGCCAGAUGCGGCGCGCCGCUACAAUGACCGCCGGCGAGGAUCUGGCGGAGUCGAGUGCAGCAGCGCAGCGUCGCGUCCCCACGGAGCCCCGGCUGAUGAGCCCGCAGAUUGCGCAGGAGUUCUCGAUUCUCAAACUCGACUUGAAGCUGGGAGCCCUGUCGCAAGCCGAGUUGGUUCACUCCUUGGAGAAGGCAUCGAUCGCGUCGCUGUUGGAUGGGAAGAUCAGCCAGAGCGUCAAGCAUCUGCUCUCGUUGCGAGAUCGGAUUGAGGAUACUUCUAGCAAGGUUCUGAUUACCGGUGAUCUGAAUGCCGGAAAGUCGACCUUCUGUAAUGCACUGUUGCGCCGCAAGGUUCUGCCCGAGGAUCAGCAGCCAUGCACCAGCAUCUUCUGCGAGGUUCUUGAUGCACGUGAGAACAGCGGGCUGGAAGAGGUGCAUGCCGUCCACAAGGAUGUUCCCUACAACCGCAACGACGAGAGCACCUACGACGUCUAUGGGUUGCAUGAGCUGGAGGACAUCGUUAUCGACAACUCAAAGUACAUGCAGUGCAAGGUCUAUGUGAAGGAUGUGCGGACGAUCGAUGAGUCUUUGCUCAACAAUGGGGUGGUGGAUAUCGCGCUGAUCGAUGCCCCUGGUCUGAACUCGGAUUCCUUAAAGACGACGGCGGUCUUUGCCCGACAGGAGGAGAUUGAUGUGGUUGUGUUCGUGGUUUCCGCCGCUAAUCACUUUACUCUUUCUGCGAAGGAGUUCAUUCUCAAUGCUGCCCACGAGAAGGCUUACAUGUUCAUUGUUGUCAACGGUUUUGAUCAGAUUCGCGACAAGCAGCGGUGUGAGCGGAUGAUUUUGGACCAGAUCGGCAAGCUCAGCCCUCGCACCUACAAAGAGGCAGCUGAGCUGGUUCACUUCGUCUCUAGUAACGCCAUUCCCGUGGCACCUCCGGUCUCCGUUUCAAGUUCGGGCGGUGGUGGCGACGAUGGCUCUGACGAUGACGAGCCUGAGGAUAAAGGAAAGGGCAAGGACAAGGGCAAGCAGCGGCAGAAGAUCCAGGACUUUGAGAACCUUGAAGGUUCUCUGCGCCGGUUCGUUCUGGAGAAGCGCUCUCGCUCGAAGCUGGCGCCUGCUCGGACCUAUCUUCUGAAUCUGCUCGCGGAUCUGAAUUCCCUGGCUGGAGUCAAUCGUGAUGUAGCUCAGGCUGAACUUAAGCGUGUCACGGACGAGCUUGCUGAGCUGGAACCUGCUUAUGAAGAAGGCAAGAAGAAGAAGGUAGAACUUAGCGAUCAGGUUGAGAAGUACAUUGACGAGUCGUGCGAUGACGUUUACAAUCACACCCGGUCUAGCUUGGGUGAAACCAUUGCUCAUGUCUCCGAAGCCGACUUGGGUGUUGAGUACCCCGGUCUGUUCUCCGCUUUCCAGUACGCCGAGGACUUGAAAUUGGCUAUGCUGGAUCAGAUCGCCGCAUCUGUAGCGGACUGCGAGGACUAUGCGCGGGACAAGACGGUCAAGGGUGUUGGCUUCAUUCAAAACAUUGGUCUUUUGCACGUCGGAGAAGACAAGUUUGCGCCUUUGAACUUCCGCGCGGACAUGAUGUUCCGUCGUGGUCGUCGUCACACGCUCGCCAGACAGGUCGAUACCGAAGUAGAGAUUUGGGAUUUCUUCGAUAUCUCCGGUAUUUGGGAGCGGCAAGAGAAGAUGGCCGGGACGGGAAUGGCGAUGACUGCCGUGACUGUCCUCGGAGGCAGAGCCUUUGGUGGCAUCGGCUGGGUUGACAGCAUGUUCAGUGCUGUUCGGUUCUUGGGACCGAACAAUGUGCGCCGACUUUUCCUGCCUGGUGUUUUGGCAGUCGCUGCUUUGACCGCUGCUUGGAUGGUUUCUACGAUCCCUACUACCCUUCCCCCUCGUCUCUCCCGCAAGCUUGCAGCUACUCUCUCAGAGAUGGACUACGUCCACUCCAACGCUACGCGGAUCUCCUCCGAGGUCCGCCGCAUUCUGCGCCUGCCCGCCGGAAACCUCCAGACCAGCCUCGCGCAAGACAUCGAAGACCUCGGACGUCGCAAGCACGAAGUCAGCAAGACCAAGCAUGAAAGCGAGACCGCCAGCAAGUACUUCUCGAAUCUCUUCCGCGAGAGCGGCGAGAACCGCAGAUCCGUGGAGAGCAUUGACUUGGAUGCUCCUCUGCCUGGUGGUCUUGCGGCGGCUCAUUAAGUAUGUAUGGGGUAGUUUAGAGGUUUUGCAGGUGAUUUUCUUUCCUUGUACAAACCAUAAUGAUGCUGUACGAACUUUUUACUAUUCCCUUUUUGCUGUGUGUGGUGUGCUUCCGGCCUUAUGCCGCCUUCUUCCUCUACCCUCUUCUUCUUUCUAUCUCCAAAAUAUCCCGUCGUGUAUGAGUUACAGCUCUAUUCUUUUCUUCUUCCUACCUCUUUCUCUUCUGUCUUCUUCCCAGUAAUCAUGGCGUGAUUGGUGUGCUACGCAUAAGAG